UGCAAGGACUUCCUCUUCCGCCCACAUUCUCGUGUCGCUUCCGGGUGGCCACACAAGACUCAUCAGACAAGCCGACGUCUUCUAAACGCUGUAAACAAAAGUUACCAAAAGGUUAGCUUCAACGACACAUCGAACAGAAAGACAUGCAUAUCAAAACCGGUUCAUGGGAAGCCAGCAACACUGUGUGUGAGUCCGAUACCCUCUGCGACCCAGCAGUCCUUGUUUCUACCACCAACUCUGAGCCACACAUUCGCAACCGACGCCUGUCUCCUGGCUCAGGUAACUGUGGAGGAGGAGGUGGAGGCUGUAUCUCUGGAGGUGACCUGCAGGCUCGUCAGCUCUCACCUGAAAGCGACCCCAUCACAGCAGGCCACGCACACACCUUCAGCUACCGCAGGGAAAAAGAACGCAAGGGCCAGCAGCACAAAGGGCGCAGCCUCCGCAGGGAGAGUCAGAAGGGGCUUAGCCGUCCUCAAAAGGCAAACCCAAAGGAGAGGUGGGUGGAGGACAGUCUGUCUCUGCUCAAGCCCCCACCUGCCUUCCCUGUGCAGGACAGCCCCGCCAAGCUGCAGCCUGCAGUCAGCUAUGCCUCCAAGGUGAAGGCGGGGGCAGCAACUGGAGGGCUGGAGGAAGACCGCCCCGCCAUUGGCGUUCUGCUGCAAAACCAGUGGGGUCUCAGUUUUAUUAGUGAGGCAAGGCCAGCCUCAGAGGGCUCCAGCACUGACCCUACCGCCAACACCCCCCUGCCCCAGCCCACAGAUGCCCAACAAAUGCCAGAAGAGACCGUUCUCACCUUUCAGCGUCCAGAUGAAAGACCUACUCCCAUUGCUACCUCCAUCAGUCCCGCCACACGCCCAGACAUUGAUGAGAGCAACGGGAAGCUGCUGCUUAGUUGUCGCCAUCUAGUGGAGGCUUUGAACUAUCACAGUAGAGAAUGGAACGUUAUCUGCAACAAACAGAAGAAAGUUCCAAAAAAAGUGGUCUGGUACAAGGACACCAAGGAGCACCCAGCCUAGCAGUGUGAGAACCCCAAAGUAUAUAUAAACAGACACAUCACACACCUACAUGCACAGAAAAACAUGUAAAGAUGGGCCACUUUGUGUCCUACUCACACACUGCACUCAGGAUGAUGUCUUCACGCAAAGCCACACUGAGACACUUUGGACUAACUCCUUUGAGAUCUUACAGCAAUGGACUUUUUUAACGCCUUACAGAAAGCCUGCCUUAAUUAAUCAGACCUGUUUUCAUUAACCUCUCGUUACCAUUUUAGCUUGUAUGUGUAGAGCUGGUCUUCUUUUUUUCUUUUAGAAAACAAUCUCUGAGGAGCUGUAAUUUAAUUUCCCCGUGCUCAGUUUUAUCCAACGUUUUUGUGUCCUCUGUAAAGCGAGCGGUCAAUCAAGCACUUUGUUAAAAAAAAGAAUCUUUUGUGACCAAUCCAUGUGUGCAAGAAACCCUCACAGAGCAAUCUUUCCCCAUUCUUGAUUAGAAACGACACCUGUCUUGUACCUGCUUUAGUUUUUAUGCUCUAUAAUGCAGAGGGCCUGUGUAUCCAUGUCUUCAGUUUACAGAGGGGUGUAGUCAAAGGCACAGUAGAGUUCACCCUUAAUUUACCCCUGUCAGAUCUUAAUGCUGUGUUCUUUUUUUUCUUUGUUUUUAUUCAGUCCCCUAAUCGGGUGAAUGUUACCCGUGAAUCCACAAGGGAUCUCACCAUGUUCAGUAUGUUGAUUUUUGAAAAGAAAAUUUAUUGAAUCAAAAAAAUUACACUGGAGAAAGAGGAGGAAUGUAAGUGAACAGUAUUGCUUAAUAAAAAUGAAUAAACUUG
This is a messenger RNA of Notolabrus celidotus (New Zealand spotty), 1822 nucleotides long. RefSeq lists its product as uncharacterized. The record is from RefSeq and is a predicted model, not a curated record. Gene Ontology annotation, cellular component: cytoplasmic stress granule; nucleoplasm. NCBI's taxonomy places the organism in Eukaryota, Metazoa, Chordata, Actinopteri, Labriformes, Labridae. Gene Ontology annotation, molecular function: RNA binding. The transcript has 4 exons. Bases 144 to 1016 code for a protein of 290 amino acids.